Gastrolobium bilobum is the source of this 2613-nucleotide messenger RNA. Its product is annotated as rust resistance kinase Lr10-like. Gene Ontology annotation, biological process: protein phosphorylation. The record is from RefSeq and is a predicted model, not a curated record. Lineage: Eukaryota; Viridiplantae; Streptophyta; Magnoliopsida; Fabales; Fabaceae. Gene Ontology annotation, molecular function: ATP binding; protein kinase activity. Bases 898 to 2451 code for a protein of 517 amino acids. The transcript is spliced from 4 exons.
CUCCUACUUUGUGUUCCGCCAUAGUGUACGGACUGUGGUCAGGUUGUAUGAUAUGUAUGAGAUAUAUGAUAUAGAUGCAUUCAUAUAGAGCUAUAUGAUAAUAUGAUAUGUUUUGUUUUGAUGUAUUUACUUUGAUAUGUGUUAAUAUGAUAUGUUUUGUUAUGAUAUGACUUCUGUAAUAUGAUUUCUGUAACAAUAUCUGGCCAUUGAUUGUAUAGUACCCGGAUGUUCGCUUUGGGGUCCUCCCUCGGGACUGAUGGUGUACGCCUCUGAUAUGUUCUGGUUCCGCUUUGAGGUCCUCCCUCGGGAACACGUGCGUUGAUUUCCGCUUGGGGUCCUCCCUUGGGAAUGACUGCGUACGCCUCUGAUAGGUUCUGGUUCCGCUUUGGGGUCCUCCCUCGGGAACACGUGCGUUGAUUUUCGCUUGGGGUCCUCCCUCGGGAAUGACUGCGUACGCCUCUGAUAUGUUCUGGUUCCGCUUUGGGGUCCUCCCUCGGGAACACGUGCGUUGAUUUCCGCUUGGGGUCCUCCCUUCGGAAUGACUGCGUACGCCUCUGAUAUGUUCUGGUUCCGCUUGGGGUCCUCCCUUGGGAACACGUGCGUUGAUUUCCGCUUGGGGUCCUCCCUUGGGAAUAACUGCGUACGUUUCUGAUAAGAUAUGUGUAUAUGUUUUGUUUAGUUAUGAUAUUUGAUUACAUGACAUGUUUUAUGGGAUAUGUAUGAUGAUUUUGUAAAUGAUAUUUGUUACGUACGUUGAUUUCCGCUUGGGGUCAUCCCUUGGGAACGAUUGCGUACGUCUCUGAUAUAACACGUUUGUUCUGAUAUGAGUAUUGUGAUGAUUUUUGUAAAAGAUAUUUGUUACGUGCGUUGAUUUUCGCUUGGGGUCAUCCAUUGGGAAUGAUUGCGUUUGUCUUUGAUAAGAUAUGUAUAUAUGCUUUGUUCAGUUAUGAUAAUUGCUUAUAUGAUGUUUUGUAUAUUAUGUAUCUGACUGUCAUGCAGGAAGUGAGCCCAGGGUAUGGAGGGUUUUCCAUAAACCUGGAGUUUACUAGAGAUUCGUCUCUAACCCCGUUUGGGGAUAUGAUUUCAGUAACACAGUUAAUUGAAGAGCCUCAUGGGACCAGGACACUAACCGUGGCUAGAGGUCUUUUAGUAUCAUCCAGCACAAUUGACAUUAUAGCUUCAUACUGCAUUGGCGUUUAUAAAGGACUAUUGCAAUUUUUUGGCGUGAAUAGAGCUUGGAGAUACCAUGGAAUUGACGUUGAGAACGGAAAAGGCACGGGAAGGUAUCUCCUACCAUACUUUAUUGUCAGAUUUGUAUUGGGUGUCGUAGCUUUCAUUGUACUGUUAAUCUACAAAUGGGGAAGAAGACAUACAUCAAACUAUGAAAAUAUCGAAGAUUUUCUGCAAGAAAAUACCUUCAUGCCAAUAAGGUACUCAUACAAAGAAAUAAAGCAGAUGACCAGAGGUUUUAAAGAAAAGCUGGGUCAAGGAGGGUUCGGUAUGGUGUAUAAAGGAAAGUUACGUAGUGGGCCAUUUGUAGCCAUAAAGAUGUUGAGUAAAUCAAAGGCUAAUGGGCAAGAAUUCAUCAGUGAAGUCGCAACCAUAGGUAGAAUACACCAUGCCAAUGUGGUUCGACUUAUUGGAUUUUGUGUUGAGGCAUCAAAACGUGCCCUUGUGUAUGAAUUCAUGCCCAAUGGCUCUCUUGAUAGACAUAUUUUCUCGAAAGAGGAUAGUAUUUCUUUAACUUACGAGCAAAUAUAUGAGAUUUCUCUUGGAGUGGUUCGUGGCAUUGCUUAUCUGCAUCAAGGCUGUGACAUGCAGAUUUUGCAUUUUGACAUCAAGCCCCAUAACAUCCUUCUUGAUGAGAACUUUAUCCCUAAGGUUUCAGACUUUGGCCUCGCAAAGCUUUAUCCAAUAGACAAAAGUAUUGUGACUUUGACAGCAGCAAGGGGAACAAUUGGAUACAUGGCUCCUGAAUUAUUCUACCGUAAUAUUGGGGGAGUAUCGUACAAAGCUGAUGUCUAUAGCUUUGGAAUGCUUUUGAUGGAAAUGGCAAGCAGGAGAAAAAACUUGAACAAACAAGCAGAGCAUUCAAGCGAGCUUUUCUUCCCUCUUUGGAUUUAUGAUCAAUUGAGCAGAGAAAAUGAGUUGGAAAUGGAAGAUAUUACCGAGGAAAAGAAUGAUGAGGCAAAGAAGAUGUUCAUAGUUGCAUUAUGGUGUAUACAGUUAAAACCAAGCGAUCGUCCUUCAAUGAACAAAGUAGUAGAGAUGCUGGAAGGAGAAAUUGAGGGCAUUGAUAUGCCACCAAAACCUUCCUUAUAUCCACAUGAAAUGAUGCAAGAGGAUCUCACAACCAACUCAGACCAAACUCUAUCAGACGAUUCUAUUGGUUCUACAAGUUAUCUUGAGGAAAGUUAUGUUCAUACUUUAUACAAGUAUUCUGCUUCAUAAUUGUAAUUAAUUUGAUUUUACAGUUACUUCUUUUGCCAAAUGCAAAACAUAAAUUCGUCGUAGCUUUAGUCAAAGAUGAAUAUGCUCCAAACAUAACCUUUAUAUGAACAAAACAUGUUACUUUCCAGUCCCAAAAAAAAAAUAAAAAAAUUGUAGUUUACU